Molecule: messenger RNA, 1041 nt
Organism: Seminavis robusta
Lineage: Eukaryota; Bacillariophyta; Bacillariophyceae; Naviculales; Naviculaceae
Source: the annotation of a GenBank genome assembly
AUGGAAUCCUUCAAACGAGCCAAACUCGAUGAGACAAUGGAAACUUCUAAACUGACCAUUGGCACCCAUUCCGGAACCUUCCAAGCGGAUGAAGCCAUGGGGGUUUGGAUGUUGCGUCAGACACCCACCUAUCGGAAUGCCAAGGUCGUUCGAUCCAGAGAUCCUAAAGUUUUGGACACGCUGGAUAUUGUCAUUGAUGUGGGAGGGAUCUACGAUCAUGCCAAACUACGAUACGAUCAUCAUCAACGAGAUUAUGAUGAACGCUUUGACCAAGGAAACAGCAACAAAGAAGGAGAAACCAGAUGUACCAAAUUGAGUGCUUCUGGAUUGGUCUACCGACAUUAUGGCAAGGACGUCAUCACGGCUUACUAUCCUUCCUUGUCACAGGAAAACCUUUGCUUGGCAUACAACAAACUGUACAACAGUCUCCUAGAAGCACUCGAUGCCAUUGAUACAGGAGUGGAACCAGCAGAUGAAAUGAGAUACAAAGACAGUACUGGAUUAUCUGCACGAGUUGGUCGUCUCAAUCCCCGAUGGAACGAAGUCGAUGCACCCAGUCCUGACGAACGAUUCCAACAGGCAUCCGACAUUUGUGGACAAGACUUUCUCGCUGUAUUGACCAAAAUUGUAGAGAGUGAUAUCCCUGCAAGAGCCUUUGUCGAAAAAGCACUCUUGCAGCGAAACGAGAUUGACUCGUCUGGAGAAAUUAUCAAGUUUGAAAGUGGAGGAUUGCCAUGGAGGAAUCACUUGUACGAACUCGAAAAGGAACACUCCGUCGAACCAUUGGUCAAGUUUGUUCUAUACACCGAUCAGGCGGGCAUGUGGCGGGUACAGGCAGUCACCGUGGAAGGAAAACAGUUCGAAAACAGACUCAGUCUACCAAAGGAAUGGAGAGGGGUCCGAGAUGCAGAUCUCGUGUCAGUCACCAAGAUUCCAGGUAGUAAAUUUUGCCAUGCUGCUGGCUUUAUUGGGGGAAAUGAUACCUAUGAAGGUGCCUUGGCCAUGGCGAAAGAAGCUUUGACCAGGAAAGGCGAGGAGUGA